GCUUAUUAUCAUGGGAUGGGCCUUUUAACGUCUUCACCAAAAACCACCGAGGUUGUGUGGGGUGCAUGUUAGAGCGGAACACCAGGGACCUCAACACGAGCAGGAGGGGUGUUAUAGAUAUCCUGGAAAAUGCAUUUAUUAUUAAUCAAAUGAAGGUUUCAGACUCCUCAGGAACAGAGAGAACAGAAAGAGGAAGUGUUUGAAAGAAGAGCAGAGGAAUGCUCAGGAAGGAAAACUCCCGACCAUACAGAGAGUUUAAUGAUGAAGAUGAUGAUUAUGACCAGAGGUCUCCAGAAUUUUUUGACGAUGCCACCGAAGACCUGGACCGGGAGGAGCAGAGCGCCAGCAUCUCACAAGAGGAGGACAUCAGAGGAAGCAGUCCGUCGAUGCGCUUCAGUAAAACCUGCCUGAAGAAUGUCUUCACCGUGGUGCUCAUCUUCAUCUACCUGCUGCUCACUGCGGUGGCAAUAUUCCUCGCCUACCAGACCAUCAAUGAGUUUUUGGAAAAACAGAUCAACCCUGUGAUGUCCGUCACUUACAAAGAGGUGGAAACCUUCUCACCACCAGGUAUCGCUCUGUACCCGGGCAAAGCUAAACUGUUGAGCUGCAGACAUCACUUCCACGACUACAUCCCGCCUCUAGUGGACCCGGGGAAGCCCCAAAAAGGAGACUGCGUGAUUAAAGACGUGACUUACCACGGACCUUUUUCCAAUCAGACACAGAAAAGAGCUUUAGUGGUCCGUGGCCCCUCUCAGGUCAGGCAGAAGGAGCUGAUCUUCAUGCAGUUCAGUCACAAUGAAACAGAAGAGGACUUCAGCGCCAUCACUUACAUGCUUUUUGCAAAGUUUAGUGACUUGAAUAACAGUGUGAAUGAACCAGAGUUCAUGAGGGAGUGUGAGAGGAAUUACUCCAUGUGGACUUUCUCUGGAGGAUUCAGAACCUGGGUUAAAAUGUCUUUAGUGAAGACGUCUGGGAAGACCAACGAAGGCAUCGAGUUUCGGCAAGAGUCUGCUGUAGUGAAAUUCAAUGACAAAAGGCCUGAACCAGAGCAGACCAAUCAGCUGUUCUUUGCUGUCUUUGAAUGGCGGGAUCCUUACAUGCAAGAAAUUAAACUGAUAGUUACUGCAAAUCCCUGGAGCUCUGUGGCCAUCCUCUGCGGAGUCUUCAUGGCUCUCUUCAAGGCCGCAAAUUUCGCCAAACUCAGCAUUCAGUGGAUCAUCAAAAUGAGGAAGAGGCAUCUGAGGAACAAAGCCCGGGAAAUGAACCCGAUCACUGAUAACUGAAGUGUUAACACAAACAAGAUCUGAAUUUUUUUAAGGGAUUGAUCAGAGUCUUAUUUUGUCACUGUUGAAUCUUCACUAAGGGUCACCUGUUGCACUGUUCUGCAAUCACUGAUAAGGAAGUCAACCAAUAACUUGUAAUCUGAAUCUUAAGUUUUUGCAUUUCAUAAAUAUUUUCUUAGACAUUCCUUGAAAUGAAGUUUCUGAACGCACACACAAAAGAAAACGUUGCUGAAGGCUGAGACACUUGUUUUAUAUGUUAUGGUUUUAGAGCUUUUAGAGAUAUGUCUGUAUAUAAAUGGACGACGCCUUCAUCUCCUCCUUUUUUAAGAAGUGAAGCCAAAAGACCGUCCCUGACUGAGAGCACUGGUGAUGUAGAUUGGAGCUAAGAUGUAAUGCCCCUCUUGCUAACCAAAGCACACAUUCAACUUACAGACAAAUCAAACAUUCUGGCUUCACUUUGGAGGAGCUGUUCUGUCAUCCAAGAGUAAAACAGAGAAAUGUGAACUUUGGUCAAAAUAAUGCUGGAUAUUUUAAAAUUGUAUUGUGUAAUCUUAUCCUAAAGGGAAUUUUGUUGUAGUGUUUUAUGCUUGUGUCCUUUUGUUUUUCAAGAAUGUACCACAAUUAUUUCACAAAGCAUCAUAAUAGUGUUGUUAACUCGAUAAGGGAUCACUUCAGAAUAGUCCACUGUUUAUUUUUAUAGAGUUUAGGAUGUUUCUUCUACUGUGGCUUUUAUUUGAUUUUAACAUAGCACCACAUCUGCAAGUCUCUUCACUGCUGUUUAGUUUCUACUUGAAUUAAUGUCUGAAUUAUGUUGUCAUUAUAAUGCUUGUUUGGAGCGAUUUUGGAAAAUAAAACAUAUAUUUUACAUCUCA
Notolabrus celidotus (New Zealand spotty) is the source of this 2155-nucleotide messenger RNA. It is a transcript of the gene pacc1, whose product is annotated as proton activated chloride channel 1. NCBI's taxonomy places the organism in Eukaryota, Metazoa, Chordata, Actinopteri, Labriformes, Labridae. The coding region runs from base 219 to 1283 and encodes 354 amino acids. The transcript has 8 exons. The record is from RefSeq and is a predicted model, not a curated record.